Drosophila ficusphila is the source of this 3063-nucleotide messenger RNA. RefSeq names its product S1 RNA-binding domain-containing protein 1. Gene Ontology annotation, molecular function: structural constituent of ribosome; mRNA binding. The record is from RefSeq and is a predicted model, not a curated record. Lineage: Eukaryota; Metazoa; Arthropoda; Insecta; Diptera; Drosophilidae. Gene Ontology annotation, biological process: nucleobase-containing compound metabolic process; translation.
UUUGCGGUUUAAAUUGAGGCACGCAUUUUAUCCUUUUGUUUUGGUCAAUUUAAAGUGAUAAAACACAAACAAGCCGUAAAAAGUUAUAUUGUUUUUGUCUGAUAAACAUUUAGGGAAAGUUAAGUACAAGAUUGAAACUUGAUUUUAAGACUAUUUCUCUGAAAUAAAUUCAAAAUGUCCACACGACCCCGACGCGCUGCAGACAAAAAGAUAGUUAUUGAGGUCUCUGAUUCUGAUGCCGAACUGAAUCUCUCGGGAACCGAUGAUUAUAGGCCGCCGGAAACCAAGAACCGCAGGAUAGAUCGGGCUGGAAAUGCCCAGGCGGGCGGUUCUAAACGUCAACGCUGGCCCACAUCGAAGAGCACGGCUGCUGAGGCACCAGCUCCGAAGAGAAAGCGAGCAAGAAAGGAAAAAGAGGGCGAGAAUGCUUGUCCCAAUGAGACCAAUGCGGAACAGGAACCUGAGGUGGAGGUCCCACCUCCAACAAUACCUCAGCCGGCUGCAUUUGUUGCCAGUUCAACCACUGGACGGAGUUCCUUCUGGGAGCGGCGCAAGGUGUGGAAUAUCCACGAGCUGCUCGCCGAAACGGAGAAUAUCCAACCGCAGGCAGCGCGAAAUAUUGUACAGCUGUUCGAGAACGAAAACACCAUUCCUUUCAUUUGCCGCUACCGACGGGAUCUGGUGGAUCACAUUGCUCCAGAUCGACUGAGGGACAUUCGUAACACUUACACAGAGAUCGUGGAUCUGCGCAAAAAGGCAGAGAACAUUGUUAGCCAGCUGGAACGUGAAAAUGUCCUGAAUACGGAGAUUCGGGAGGAGCUAAUGUGUGCUAAAACCAACGAGGAACUGGAGUUCCUAUACGCCCCUUACAAGCCAGCCAGUAAGGGAACGUUGGCGGAACGGGCGAAAGCUUUGGGUCUGGAGGAAUACGCUGAUCGGUUGCUCUACGGUUCGGCACCCAAAGUAAGCCUUUCAGAAAUUGUGGAUCCCGGAAACGAAGCCCUUGCAACGGAGGCGUUGGUGAUGACUGGGAUCAGCAACAUUAUUAUACAUAACAUCAGCAAAAACACAAACGUUUUGGAGGAGAUUCGAAGACUGCAAAAUGUCCAUCGAGUAUUUCUUAAGUGCAGCAAGACCAAGGAGUCAACUUCCUCAAAAGCAAGUUCCAGCAAAGCAAGUAGCAGCAAGGGAUCCAAUGGCAUCGUUGACAAAAAGUUGGACAGCUCAAAGUUCGAAAAUUAUUUCAACUUCCAGGGUGACAUUAAGACCAUAAAGCCGCAUCAGAUGUUGGCAAUCAAUCGUGGAGAGAAGCACAAAUUUCUAACUGUCAAAUUGGAGACGAGUGAUUACCUCAAACGGGAUCUAAUGCGCUUUAUAACCGAUCAGUACAUGACCACAGGUCUGCAGUAUCCCCUCAGGAGAGAGGUAUUCACAAAAUCGCUGGAGGAGUGCUAUUCCAAGAAAUUGCAACCUUUGAUGUGCAGGCAGAUUCGCGCUGAUCUGAAGGAAAAGGCCCAAAAGGCAGCCAUCGAUGUGUUUGCCAAGAACCUGAAGCAACUGCUCCUUAUGUCCCCGCUGAAAGGCGAGCGCAUUCUGGGCAUAGAUCCUGGUUACACGAACGGCUGUAAACUAGCAGUGAUAUCCGAGACGGCUGAUGUGUUGGACACUGGUGUUAUUUACCCCCAUGGUGCCAGGUCCAAUAAGCGGGCUGCCGAGCAAAAGCUGGUUCAGUUCCUCUCAGAUCACAAUUGCAAAAUUAUUGCCCUGGGCAAUGGAACUGCCUGCCGCGAAACGGAGCACUGGCUAACAGAUAUGUUCCACGCAGGAAUCCUAGACAGCAGGAGCAUUCGAUACAGCAUUGUUAACGAAAAUGGAGCUUCUGUUUACUCUUGCAGCGAUGUGGCCACCAAGGAAUUUCCCAAAAUGGAUACCAACGAACGGAGUGCAGUUUCUAUAGCGCGUCGCUUGAACGAUCCGCUUAGUGAGUAUGUGAAGAUAGAACCCCGUCAUCUGGGCGUUGGAAUGUACCAGCACGAUGUAUCCGAGAAGAUUCUUACGGAAUCGCUGAAGGACGUCGUCUCCGAGUGUGUCAGUUAUGUGGGCGUGGACCUCAACACCGCCAGUCUCAGUGUGCUGAAGCACAUUGCCGGUCUGUCGGAGAAGAAGGCCGAGAAGAUCAUUGAGUACCGAUCGCAGAAGGGACCAUUUAAGUCUCGCAAGGACUUACUAUCUGUGAGAACCAUAGGCGAAAAGUCAUUUGUUCAGUGUGCCGGCUUUGUGCGCAUCGAACCGCUCAGCGUUGGAGGUCAACUGCAGAACCCAUUGGACUGCACCUGGGUGCAUCCCGAGAGCUACAAAGUUGCGGAAAGUAUCGUGGCAGAAUGUGACUUAAAGCUGUCGGAUGUCGGCAAGGCUGGCUUUAUAGCUCGCAUCAAGGAGUUUGCCGCAUCCCAAUCAAAACUCGAUCGCAUAGCCAAGCAACACAAAACGCCCAAGGAGCGGUUGGAGUUCCUCUUGGUGGCGCUGCAGCGGGAAUUGCUUCAAGAUUAUCGUGCUGAUCUGGACAAGAGGCCGCUCUUCAAACAGGGCCUAACACGACUGGAUGACCUCAGCGUGGGAGAUGUUUUAACGGGUGCCGUGACCAACGUUACGCAGUUUGGCGCCUUCGUGGACGUUGGCGUGGAGCGCGAUGGCCUAAUACACAAGAGCCACAUGAACAACAGCGAACUGAGCAUCGGAGAUCGCAUAGUGGCAUCGGUGGUGAAGGUGGAUAUGCAGAGGCGCCAGUUGGGACUAAGAUUGGAGAACAUGGUGAUGGAGACGGACACUUCGCUUACCUUUAAGACUGAAGACUAAAGACAAACUGCAGGAUUUGUUUAAUGGUUUUUGGAAGUAUUUAAUGAUUUAUAUCGUAAUUGUUUGGUUGCUCACAUGAGCAUUCAUAUAUACUAUAUAUAGUUCAUAUAUAUACGUGUAUAUGCAUAGUAUAACGGCAUUCCUAAAGUUACUCAAAGCUUAUCAGUUAGUAAUAAAUGUUCACAUAAAAAUCACCGUCUCUACGUA